Molecule: messenger RNA, 315 nt
Organism: Protopolystoma xenopodis
Lineage: Eukaryota; Metazoa; Platyhelminthes; Monogenea; Polystomatidea; Polystomatidae
Source: the annotation of a GenBank genome assembly
AUGCAUUCGGUCUCUCGGUUCCCAUUGCAUUUCAAACUCCGUUUUGAUGUUAUUACUAUUGUAACGGUUAUUUUAAUCCGUUCCUCUUCGUACUCCUUUUCCGUCUCUCCUCCGUCCCAACAGGAAUCCACCUUCCGCUACUAUCGCCAUCGCCAUCAUCAGCGCUCUCCUCGACACCUCCAGAUGCACUGGAGCCUGUACAUACUUUCUCUGGCCGGCCGAACGGCCUUUGUCCAUAACCGUCUUUUCUCUUACAUUAAACAAGGUUAUCUCCGCAAUUCGUCUUUCUCUCUUGUUAUCUCAUUGUCUCGAUGA